GUCGAAGAUAACUAGUUAGUUUUUUAAAUACAGUGCGCACUAUGUUUGUGAUCUUUAUUAUUUUCACUUUUAUUACGAGGUUACAUGCAGCUGACCAAGAGUGUUCUAUUGGAGGCCUACAGGGUACUUGUCAGCCAAUAAGUGCUUGCAGCGGAGUUUUUAGUUUGCUGAAAAACACCGAUAUUAAUUUUUGCCAGGAGGAAGAACCCGAACUUUACAUUUGUUGUCCAGAGUUUUUACCAACAAGUUCCCCUGUUGAGCAAGAUGAGAAUCCAUCGUCUAUAAGUGUAAAAAAAUGUGCAGAAUAUUAUCCACCAGCAGAGUUUGUUCUAGCUGCCGCCGGUGGUACUAAGUCACUUCCAAAACAAUUUCCACAUAUGGUAGAUUCAUAUGACAAUAUGACUGCUUCUGGAUGGGGUAAAGUAGGAUUUGCUGAAGAGCAAAGUAGCUUUUUGCUUCAAGUUCGUUUAAAUGAAGUGGAUACAGACAAAUGCAAUAGAUUAUAUAACGACGUAAAAAGGUCGGUCCUGUCGCAGGGCGUUGAUGGUGAUACGAUGAUCUGUGCUGGAGGAGAAAUAGGAGUAGAUACAUGUGAAGGAGAUUCAGGAGGACCUCUUCAAGUCAAAAAUAACUACAAAUAUAGUAAUGGAAAAGGUUUUAGAAUAGUUGGAAUCACCUCGUUUGCAUGUUGUAUUGGAGGCCUACACGGUGUUUGUCGACCUGCAAGAGUCUGUGGCGAUGUUUUUAAAUUAGUGACAAAUGCCCAUUUAGGAUAUUGUUUACCGGAGGGACCUGAACCUUACAUUUGUUGUCCUUACGUGCUAACAGCACAUAAUAGAAAUCCUCUAUAUUCCUUCAUGCAGAACGUUGAGCAGAAUAUUAUACUGCCUAAAGAAACAAUCUCAUCUGCAAAACCUAAUGAGGAUCCAUUUCCAGUCAGUGUACAAAGACCCAUAGGUUCUUUAAUAUCCACAAAAGGUCCUAUGAGUUCCACCAUGAAGUACGAUGAGCUGAAAAGUUCCCUAUCUGAAGAUGUGCCCUUAUCUAAGGAACUAAAUAAAGGCCCAUCAUCAAUUAAUGCACAAAUUAACAUAGUUUCUUCAACAUCCACAGAAAAUCCUAUGAAUUCCACCACACAGAAUGGAAUGGAAAGUCUUGAGCCUAAAGAAAUGCCUCCACCUAUAAUAGAUGAAGAUCCAUCAUCAGUUAGUGUAAAAAAAUGUGGGGAAUACUAUUCACCAGCAGAGUUUGUUAUAUCUGCAGUAGGUGGUACUAAGUCACUUCCAAAACAAUUUCCACAUAUGGCACUUAUAGGUUUUGGACCAGAAGGGGAUAAACAAUGGUUAUGUGGUGGUUCGUUGAUAAGUUAUAAUUUUGUCUUAACUGCAGCCCAUUGUCUUCAAUCAACUGAUUAUGGUGAGGCCAAGUGGGUCCAUCUAGGUGAUCUCGAUAUUUCCACAGAUGAAGACGACGCAGAACCCCAGGAUUUUAAAAUAAUUAAAGCAAUUGCACAUCCAAAUUAUUCAUCUUCUUCAACAUAUCAUGAUAUUGCUUUACUUCAAUUAGAUCGAAAUGUUGUUUUGACAGAAUAUGUAGGAAUAGCCUGUUUACAAACAGUGAAGACGAUAUAUGAUUCAUAUGAUAAUAUGACCGCUACUGGGUGGGGUAAAGUAGGAUUUGCUGAAGAGCAAAGUAGCUUUUUGAUUAAAGUUCGUUUAAAUGAAGUGGAUACAGAGACAUGCAACAGAUUAUACAGCGACGUAAAAAAAUCGGUCCUACCACAGGGAGUUGAUGGUGAUACGAUGAUCUGUGCUGGAGGAGAAAUAGGAGUAGAUACAUGUGAAGGAGAUUCAGGAGGACCUCUUCAAGUCAAAAAUAACUACAAAUAUAGUAAUGGAAAAGGUUUUAGAAUAGUUGGAAUCACCUCGUUUGGUAAAGCAUGCGGUAUCACUAGAAGUCCAUCCAUAUACACGAGGGUUUCUUAUUACGUUGACUGGAUUGAGAGUAUUGUGUGGCCCGACGAAUACAAAAUGGCACAUCCGUAAAAUUACACCAGAGUGACAUGAUUUUUCAAAUUAUUUUGAUAUAAUAUCUUGCAUAAACAAAUUAUUGUCAAUAAAAUUUUACUUAUUAAUCAUUUAAAAAAAAAAAUUGAUUGAAUGACAUUAUAUGUAUACAGACAGUAUUCCAUCUUCCAUGUUCUCCUCCCCC
This is a messenger RNA of Diabrotica balteata, 2211 nucleotides long. NCBI's taxonomy places the organism in Eukaryota, Metazoa, Arthropoda, Insecta, Coleoptera, Chrysomelidae. The record is from the annotation of a GenBank genome assembly.